GUUCCGAACUUCCGGAACUGAUUUCGUAAAAAGCAAAUCCACUGUAGAUUUUUGUCAAUUGUCAUACUUCGUAAUUUCUACGUAGUCUUAUUGGUAGUUGCGCGGCAAUUAUUAUCAUUUGAAAAGUAUUUAUAUUUUUAUUUUAAAAUGAGUGAUAUUAUUACAGCUAUAGCCCCUGUUAAUAUAGCAAUGAUAAAAUAUUGGGGAAAACGUGAUGAGGAAUUAAUAUUACCGUUAAACGAUUCCGUUAGUGCUACAUUGGAUACAAGUGUUAUGUGCGCUAAAACUUCUGUAUGCGCUCGUUUAGAUAUCUUAGAAAAUGAAAUAUGGCUAAAUGGCAUUCAGACUUCGUUUUCCAAUCAACGAUUACAAAAUUGCCUCAAUGCAAUAAAAGCAAUAGCGAGUGAACAACAAAGUGUUAAUGAAGAAUUUUUAUCAUGGAAUGUUCGUAUUUGCUCCGUAAAUAAUUUUCCAACCGCCGCCGGUUUAGCAUCUUCAGCUGCAGGGUAUGCUUGUUUAGUAACAGCCUUAGCUAGAUUGUAUAAAGUAAAAACUGAUGUCAGCAAAAUUGCCCGUGUGGGAUCUGGCAGUGCUUGCAGAAGUGUAUAUGGUGGAUUCGUAAGAUGGCAUGCAGGGGUCAAAGCUGACGGAAGUGAUUCAAUAGCAACUCAAAUAGCCGAUUCUUCUCAUUGGAAAGAAAUGAGAGUUUUAAUACUUGUUGUAGCAGAUACAAAAAAACACAUAAGUUCAGUAAAAGGAAUGAGUUGUUCCGUGGAGACAUCAGAACUGCUCAAAUACAGGGUUGAAGUGUCUGCACCUACACGAGUAAAACAAAUUUGUGAAGCUAUAAAAGACAAAGAUUUCUCAACAUUUGCAGAAAUAACUAUGAAAGAUAGUAAUCAAUUUCAUGCUGUGUGCCUUGAUUCAUACCCACCUUGUGUGUACAUGACGGAUGUCUCCCACAAAAUUGUUGAAAUAAUACAUAAAUAUAAUGAAUUUUGUGGAAAAAUUAAAGUGGCUUAUACUUUUGAUGCAGGACCAAAUGCAUGUUUGUACCUAUUAGAGAAGGAUGUACCAGAAAUCCUUUCAUUGAUAAAACACAUGUUUCCUACUACUUCUGAUGAUUUUAUCAAAGGUUUAGAUGCUCCUACAACAAAUAUUGAUUUACUUAAGGAAUUUCCGAUGAAACCACUUGAACCAAAUUUACUGAAAUACUUAAUUUAUACUAAACUUGGUGAUGGACCUCAGAUUAUAUCCGAUGAGUCUCAUCUUUUAAAUGCCCAAGGAAAUUUACUAUAACAUUGAACAACCAGUUCCAAAUAAAUAUUAUAUAAAUGAUUGGA
Molecule: messenger RNA, 1343 nt
Organism: Nymphalis io (European peacock)
Lineage: Eukaryota; Metazoa; Arthropoda; Insecta; Lepidoptera; Nymphalidae
Gene: Mvd
Product: diphosphomevalonate decarboxylase
Exons: 1
Coding region: 148-1299 (383 amino acids)
Biological process (GO): isoprenoid biosynthetic process; isopentenyl diphosphate biosynthetic process, mevalonate pathway
Cellular component (GO): cytosol
Molecular function (GO): ATP binding; diphosphomevalonate decarboxylase activity
Source: RefSeq, a predicted model, not a curated record